GCCGGGGCCGCGUGUCCCAGGAGGUGACGGGCUCUCGUCCUCUUCUGUUGCAGCCACCACCCGCACAGGUGCCUCCUCCUGAGUGAAAGGCCGCCGCUGUCGCUGGCUCCCCGCGGUCACGACCGGCCACCCACCCCCCGCCCUCCCAGAGCAGCCUGACCCAGAGCGCGGGCCACCCGGCAGCCCUUCUGACGUGGUGACCGCUCCGACCGGCAGGCGUGGAAAAUGGUACCUGUCGACCCCGGGCUGGAGGAGGAGCCCGCAGCUGCAGCCCCAACAUGGAGGAGCCCACGCCCGAGCCCGUCUUCGUGGACGUGGACAAAGGGCUGACCCUGGCCUGCUUCGUCUUCCUCUGCCUCUUCCUCGUGGUCAUGAUCAUUCGCUGCGCCAAGGUCAUCAUGGACCCGUACAGCGCUAUCCCCACGUCCACCUGGGAGGAGCAGCACCUGGAUGACUGAGGCGCGGCUGGGGGACCCUGAGUCCCCCGGCUGCCCCGUGUCCCCCGGCCGCCCCGUGUCCCCUGGCCGUCCGAGUCCCCCGGCCACUCCCAAGUCCCCCAGCCACUCCCGAGUCCCCCGGCCGCCCCGUGUCCCCCGGCCGCCCGAGUCCCCCAGCCACUCCUGAGUCCCCCGGCUGCCCUGUGUCCCCUGGCCACCCCAUGUCCCCCCGCUGUCCGCCUGCAAGCCCAUGGAGCCGGGAUGUAGGCGGUUCGCUGCUCCCUCUGGAGCCCCAGAGGGAAGUGAGUGGGGUGCCAAGGGGGGCUCGAGGGCGGCCCAGCCUGGACAUGCCAACGGCACGGGCCCCGGAGGCCCGCAGAGGCCGUCCCUCGCGGGGACUCACUGUGGGAUGACAGGGUGGCCCCCGUCCCUGGCUCUUGCGCACCUUCUGGGAGGGGAUCCAGGGCAGACACGCACCAUCACGCAACAGAGCCCUCGCUGUGGGGACACCGUCUGCCCUUAACAUGCAAAGCAGCACUCGCGCCAGCCCCCUGACCCCGAGUCUGGCCCGGAGGCCGGUGGGUGUGCAGGUGGAGGCCGGUGUUCUCACGAGGCACAGGGCUGCUUCCGGGCAGUAUUUUUUUUUUUUUUUUUUUUUUAACUAAAACGCAGAGGGGUCUAUUUUUCCUGUCAUAAAUUAAAUGGGCAUCUUGGGAGCUUGGGAAAAUACAGAAAAAUAGAAGGAAAGGGGAA
Herpailurus yagouaroundi (jaguarundi) is the source of this 1190-nucleotide messenger RNA. It is a transcript of the gene CTXND1, whose product is annotated as cortexin domain containing 1. NCBI's taxonomy places the organism in Eukaryota, Metazoa, Chordata, Mammalia, Carnivora, Felidae. The record is from RefSeq and is a predicted model, not a curated record. Bases 279 to 458 code for a protein of 59 amino acids. The transcript is spliced from 2 exons.